CGAUACAGCUUGUAGUGUUUUGAUUCUGUAUGAAUACGCUGGGAUAACCCAGGGUCAUCUUGAUUUAUUUGUUUUGUAGGGGGGGUAAGUUGGCUUAACGACUAAAGUGGUUUGGAAUAGGUCUAGUCUGAUACGUAUUUUACAUAGUUUAACAUCGAAGCCGACUACAGGUGACUACAGGGUAUAGUAUGGUGAUUCAAAAGGAAGCCCUUUUGGGCUUAUUGUUGUGUAUUUCAAUAGUAACUUGUUUCCCACAAGUAAGUCAAUCAGACAGUCUGGUUACAUCAAUUGCAAGUGAUUCUGUUGAAAACAAUGGAGACAAUUCAAACAAGGAAAAUGUCCCUGUUCUUCCUAAAAUAUACGAAAUGAGAGUCGACGCUAAUGUUUCCAAUAGAUUUGCCAAAUGUCAAAUUACUAGCAAGGUUAGAAACUUGGACAAAAACGCACACGAAGCUACAUUUUCUGUAGUUAUUCCUGAACAGGCUUAUAUUUCUGAAUUUAUUAUGGAGAUUGAAGGCAAACAAUACAAGGCUUAUGUACAGGAAAAGGAACAAGCUAAGAACACCUACACUAAGGCUGUUGAAAGUGGACAAGCUGCAGCUCAUGUAUCAGUCAGCGCAAGAGAUUCCAAUAGAUUUACAGUUUCUGUCAACGUUGAACCGCAAAAGAAAGCAGUCUUCUAUUUGAAGUACGAAGAGCUUUUAACACGUGCUAAUAACCAGUACGAACUUGUCAUUAAUAUUCAUCCAGGACAACCAGUCAAAAAAUUAGACGUAGAGGUUCAUAUUGACGAAUCUCGCCCUCUUAAAUUUAUAAACGCUCCACCACUAAGGUCUGGAAAUGAAAUUGCUAAGAAAGGUGAAUCACUGAAUCCAAAAGCUGAGAUCGUCAAGGUGAAUGCCACGUCAGCCGUUGUCAAGUUUAGUCCAGAUAUAGAAAAACAAAAACAAUAUGCUACCGAUUUGGGAACCAAUGCGGAAAAUGGCCUAGCAGGACAAUUCGUCGUCCAAUAUGAUGUUGAAAAGGCUGGUCCUGGAGGAGAAGUUUUAGUCGAUGGAGGACAUUUCGUCCAUUUCUUUGCCCCAAGCGAUAUUCCGGCACUUCCAAAACAAGUUGUCUUCAUUUUGGACACCAGCGGUAGCAUGGAAGGAAUAAGAAUAACCCAACUAAAGGAAGCUAUGAAGAGCAUUCUGCCAGAAUUAAAAAAAGAAGAUAUAUUUAGCAUUAUUGAAUUUGGUUCUGUGGUCAAAGUUUGGAACAUCGACAAGUCUGCUGUUCAAUAUCAGUCUGGUAUCGAUGAAUGGGGUUAUGAACCAGAAGAUCCAGAAGCGAUUUUCAAAAAUAAAACUCAACAACCGAUUCCUCCACCAUACCCUGCAUCGGAAGAAAAUAUUAAAAAGGCGGAGGAUGUUGUAGAAAAACUAAAAGCUUUUGGCGGUACUGAUAUUAACUCAGCCCUAACCACUGGUCUUCAAAUUAUAUUAAAAAAUAAGGAAGACAAAACCCACCAACCGAUUAUAGUCUUUCUAACUGACGGAGAAGCAACUGUAGGAGAAACGAACAAUGAAAAAAUCAUCACUACUAUCACUGAACUAAAUAGCGGCAAAACACCGAUAUUCUCUUUAUCAUUUGGAGAUGGCGCCGACAAGAAUUUCUUGCAAAAAUUAGCCUUGAAGAACUUAGGGUUUAACAGACAUAUUUACGAAGCUGCGGACGCAUCUCUACAGUUACAAGAAUUCUAUAAACAGAUUUCCUCACCUCUUUUGUCUAAUGUUGUGUUUAAGUAUGUCAAUAAUGUAACAGAAGUGACUAAGCAAGUCUUUCCCAUCUUGUUUGGAGGCUCCGAGCUAGUUGUCUCUGGGCAAAUCCUCGAUCCCGGAUUUUCUCCUUCAACCGUCGAAGGUUGGGGCAUAAAUGGACCAGUAAAGCUAGUACCAGUUCUGAAUCAAGCUGUUGGUAGUUUAGAACGACUUUGGGCUUAUUUGACAUUAAAACAAUAUCUAAAACAGAGAGAAGCAGCCGACAACAAAACAGGACCAACCCAAGAAGCUCUCAGGAUAGCGUUGAAAUAUUCAUUCGUUAGCGAUGUCACUUCCUUGGUUGUUGUUAAACCAAAUAAAACGGACGCAGUGGAUACUGAGGAUGGAAGUGAUAAACGCUAUCCAAUAAUUGCCAGUGGAAUUCCUCUAUCAGCUUUACAGUCCAAAGCACCUAUGCUAGGCUCUGCAGGGAGUAGUUACAUUCCUUUAUCAAACUUUGGAGCACCGAACUACUUUGCUUCUCCAGUAGCAGCUGAAUCUGAUGUUGAUUCAUUGUCAGAUAGAAUUUAUGGAGGAGCUUUGCCUGCACCCACUUUUAGCAACAAAAUAUACCCAAGUACUACAUUUAGACCACCAACCACUUAUAGUACGACGCCCUUUACACCAAUAUGCAAUACACAAACUCCAAAAUCACUACUUCAAGUGUUGAAGGAGAAACUACCUUGGCUAGCUGCCAUUUUAGAAGAUGAUGAAGUAUUAACUCUUUCAAAAGGUAAAUUCAAGCUAGGUCUUAAUGAAACCGAAUCUAGCAAACCUGAUUGUCCAGAAACUCCUCUGAGUCAACCUGGAGAAUGUACAUUAAUUCACCACUGUAGUCAAGUGUACGAGAAAUUGACUGAUAUUCAAACGUACGAAAAAUAUUUCUGUGAUUUACAAGGAUUUGCCGGCAUCUGCUGCCCUAAGCAAUCCUAAGAUACCCGACAAAUACAUUUAGAGUAAUUACUGCAGUAUUGUCUAAUAUUCCGUAACAGCUGGACAACAAAAAUAACUUAUAACAGAAACAUCUCAAAUUGAAUAUCUAAAUUAACUGUGAGAUGAAGAUGAAGGUAUUAUCACUAUAUUUAGUUUUAAUUAGACAUUUUACUGAAACACUAUGUUAGUUGUACUUAUUUUUGUAUGCGAAUCGUAUUAAAAUAAAUAUUAAAAAUAAA
Messenger RNA from Diabrotica virgifera virgifera (western corn rootworm), 2971 nucleotides. Its product is annotated as inter-alpha-trypsin inhibitor heavy chain H4. Bases 189 to 2732 code for a protein of 847 amino acids. Lineage: Eukaryota; Metazoa; Arthropoda; Insecta; Coleoptera; Chrysomelidae. The record is from RefSeq and is a predicted model, not a curated record. The transcript has 13 exons.